Messenger RNA from Paramecium sonneborni, 2013 nucleotides. The record is from the annotation of a GenBank genome assembly. NCBI's taxonomy places the organism in Eukaryota, Ciliophora, Oligohymenophorea, Peniculida, Parameciidae.
AUGGGUAUUUAAUAAAGCAAUACAAAUGACAGCAUUCCUAUCUUAUCAAAUAUGAAAAGGAUCUUAGAAAAAGGAAACUGUAUAGUUUAUGAGAAUGAAAAGAACCAAAAAUUUGAUUACAAAGAAUUUAAAUCAAGUGAAACUUCAUUUAAGGAUGAGUUAGAGGUUGCUAGAGAAAUUUAAAACCAAAAUUAUCUUGGAAUUGCUAAAAUUGAAUAGAUUGCUGUUCAUACGCAUGAAAAAUGGUAUACUAACUAUUUUACUUUAUGUCUUUUAACUGAACAUCCAACCUAUUCCCUGAAAGAAUAUUUAUAAAAAAAGGAGAAAAGUUUAACUUAUUAAUAAAUAACUGAGCUUUUGGUUUCAAUUUCUGGGGCAUAACAUAUAUUAGGAAUGAAAAAACAAUAUUUAAGCUUUGAUAACAUUUUUACUAAUGAUGGAAAUGUUUGGAAACUUAAACCUUUCUUUGAAUCUGAAUCUUCAUAUGAGAAGUUAAUGAGAUAUAAAACCCAAAAAAUUAUUGAUUUUGAAUUAGAUAGUUUUCCUGCACCCGAAGAAUUUGAAGGCAGAGUCUGUGACACAGAUAGAGUUUAAAUUUUUGGUCUUGGUAUGAUUAUUUUAGAAUUAAUCACAAGUAUUAAGGAUAUUAUUUUAUAGAACAGAAAAGCAAUAAUUUAUAUAAAGAAUAUAAGCUAAAUGAAAGUUUUCUAUCCUAACGCAUUUAAGCCAUCAUUAAGUUUAAAAAAGAAUUUUCUGGGAAUUUUGUUGAUAUAAUAAUAGAUAUGAUAGAUACAGAUUUAGUGAGGAGACCAAAUUUUUAAUAAUUAAUUAAAAAAUUAAAGUCUCCUUCCUCUAAUAUAUUAUGUAUUUAAACUAAAAUGGAUGAUAUAUAAAAGAUUCCUAAAUUAUAACUAUUAGAUUCUGUUAGGCUUUUUGGAUCAAACAAUCUUAAUCAAGUAGAAGAACUGUAAGUAAGUUAAGCUCUUGAAAAAGCCUAAAUUUAAAUAUCUGACAGUAUUAUCAAAAUGAAAAAAGAGUAAGGAAAAAUUGGAAAUAUCUAAACAAGAUAGGAAUAAAAUGGAUAUGAAUAUUGUGGAGAAAUUGUAAACGAAUAAUAUUAGGGAAAAGGUAUAUAUCAAUAUUAAUUAGGUUAGGUUGUCUCAAAUCUAAGUCAGGAGAUUUGAUUUAUGAAGGUGAAUUUUUGAGAGGUUAGUAUCAUAAUUUUGGAGUUCAGUACUUUUACAAUACAAUAUAAUUGUAAAAAAGUUAUGAUUUUUAAGAUUGCUCAGAUAUAAUGUAUUAUGCUAAAAAAUAUGAAGGAGAAUUUUAAAAAGGAAGGUAAAUAUUAUUCUUAAUAAUUAUAGGAAACAUGGAGGCGGCAAAUUGAUAUUAACAAAUGGAGAAUAUUAUAUUGGAGAAUUUAGUAAUGAUUAAUUAAAUGGUUAUGGUUAAUUUGAUAGGUUGUCAAAAGAUAAAAUCAUAGGGAUUUGGGAUCAUGGAAUAUUAAGAUCAACUCCAAGAUUUUAAAAAGAUUUUCCUUCAUAGAAAUCUCCUUAUUUUACAUAUGAAUAACAAAUUAUAGAUAAAAUCUAAAAACAACCAUAAAUUUAGAUUGAAUUUAAUGGAGUUCCUCAUCAUCAAGGAGAUUUUAGUGUAGAAACAUCAUAAAUACAUAUUAAUGGAAUAAGUAAGCUUGAAUCUUAUAGAAAAAUAUGGGAAACCUAAAUGAAUAAUUAACAUCAAUAUUUCAAUUAGAAGAUGAUUUAAAAUAAAAAAAAUCAUAAACUUUAUUAUGAUGAAUCAAAGACUAUCUUAAAGUAUGAAGGGCAACUCUUUACUGGCUAGAUGCAUGGAAAAGGUAUUUUAUAUUUUAAAGAUGGAAGUAUCAAUUAUUAAGGAGAUUUUAUUACUGGUUAUUUUGAAGGAUUUGGAACUUUAAAUAAUGAAAAACCAGAGAUUCAAAUGAAUAUUAAUUAUAAUGAUUUAAGUGAUAUUCACUUAAAGGGAUACUGG